AUGUUCCUCAAACCACUCCUUGACGAUUCUGGCAGUGUGGCAUGGCACAUUAUCCUAUUGCUGUCAAAGACGGCUCAUGAUCUGAGUAACAUGGCCAACAUUUAUCUGGUGGAUGUGGACACGGUGCCGGUUUAUACCAGAUACUUUGACAUCAGCUUCAUUCCCUCAACAGUGUUCUUCUUCAACGGACAGCACAUGAAGGUUGACUAUGGAUCUCCAGAUCAUACCAAGUUUGUGGGAAGUUUCAAAACCAAACAGGACUUCAUGGAUCUGAUUGAAGUGAUCUAUCGAGGCGCCAUGAGAGGAAAACUGAUCGUCCAAAGCCCAAUCGACCCAAGAAACGUUCCCAAAUAUGAUCUACUGUACCAUGACAUCUAGCAUUGAGUUUUACACAACAGUAUUAGAGUCAAGAAUCACGUCUUCUGACAGAGUGACUAGUUAAAGUGAGCUUUGUCAGGAUGUAGAGUUUCCUGUGGAAAUUACAAUCUGAUGUAUUUAUUCUGCGUAUUGUGAAAUUUUUGUAUGAUGUUUUCAAAGUAAAGCAUAUUGAUUUUACACUUCUAGAAGUUUAAUGACACUGAUGGUAAUUUUAAACUACUUCAAACUAUUUUUUCAGUUCUAUUUGACUACUUUUACUACUUCAUCAGAUUUGGAGUAAUGUAGCAUUAUAUAAUU
Molecule: messenger RNA, 675 nt
Organism: Sinocyclocheilus grahami
Lineage: Eukaryota; Metazoa; Chordata; Actinopteri; Cypriniformes; Cyprinidae
Gene: txnl4b
Product: thioredoxin-like 4B
Exons: 3
Coding region: 1-378 (125 amino acids)
Biological process (GO): mRNA splicing, via spliceosome
Cellular component (GO): U5 snRNP; spliceosomal complex; U4/U6 x U5 tri-snRNP complex
Source: RefSeq, a predicted model, not a curated record